Tetrahymena thermophila SB210 is the source of this 1176-nucleotide messenger RNA. Its product is annotated as arrestin. Gene Ontology annotation, biological process: protein transport. Gene Ontology annotation, cellular component: cytoplasm. Lineage: Eukaryota; Ciliophora; Oligohymenophorea; Hymenostomatida; Tetrahymenidae. The record is from RefSeq and is a predicted model, not a curated record. The transcript has a single exon.
AUGAGCAAAAAUUAAUUUAAUCCAGAAAUUAAUUAAUAAGAUUAACGAGGGCUUAUUUAUAUAGAAAUUCCUAAGUUAUUUUACACCGGAGGUGAUGAUAUAGAAGGAAUAUUGCAUAUAUCUUUAAUGAAAGAGUUUAAAGGUUCUUUCUUGGCUAUAAAUCUGUUAGGUAUUGAGGAGACUUCCUUUACUGAUGUAAGUAAUUAAAAAAGGAAAUAAGCUAGCAAGUAAUCAGUCAUAAGUCCAUUCACAGGGUCUAAUGUAUUCCUCAAUUUAACAAUACCUCUCUAUGAUUUUUCCAAUGGUGAUAAAACUAAAGAAUUUGUGUUAAAGCCAGGAAAUUGGUCUAUUCCUUUUAAACUGAAUACUACUUCAGAAUUACCUUCCUCUUUACACUUUAAGAACGAUGAAGAAAACUACUGCUUUAUCAGAUAUACAUUAAAUGCCUACAUUUUUCCAACUAACCAAUGCGAUUAACCAAUUUAGGGAUCUUAAGAAAUAUGUUUAAGGUAAUCUUCCUUAUUGACUGAUGAUGAGUUUCUUGAAAAUGAAUAUGAAAGAAGCCCUCGCUAGUGUUGUUUCAAAACUGGUAGCUAUACUCUGCAAGCAAAUAUUAAUGCUGUAAAUUUUAUAGGUGGAGAAACUAUAUAACUUGUUUUAUUAGGAGACUUUACUAAAUUCACUUCAAAGGUGGAUUACAUAGAUGUGUCCCUUGAUGGCCGUUUGUGUAUAAAAUCAAAAACUCCUCAAUAAAUAAAGAAAUAUUUUAAUUUAUACUCCAUUUAAUACGAAAUAAAAGUGGAAAACAAAAAAUGUUAACAAACUAUUAAUAUUAGCAUACCUAAGAAUUCUCCUUCAUCUAUAUUAAGUGAACUGAUAGAACUUUAAUUUAGUGUUAAUGCUAAGGCAAUUACAAGCACAUGCUUUGUUGAGCCAAGUGAUCCUCUAAAUUUUAACAUAUAAAUUAACAGUAAUGAAGAUUACAACGAUUCAUUUAAUAAUUAAUAAUAGCUCCCUUAAAAUUGGUAGCCAGAAGUCCUUUAAAGAUAGAUAUUUGAUAGCUAAUAAGCCAUCGACUUUUAGAAGAUUUCUAUUUAAUUCUUUUCAUAAGAUCAAAGUAAUAUUAAAAAUUAAAAAACUAUGGAAGAACCUAGAAUGAAUAAUCCCUUAGUUUGA